This is a messenger RNA of Python bivittatus (Burmese python), 5734 nucleotides long. It is a transcript of the gene HS6ST1, whose product is annotated as heparan sulfate 6-O-sulfotransferase 1. Gene Ontology annotation, cellular component: membrane. NCBI's taxonomy places the organism in Eukaryota, Metazoa, Chordata, Lepidosauria, Squamata, Pythonidae. The record is from RefSeq and is a predicted model, not a curated record. Gene Ontology annotation, molecular function: heparan sulfate 6-sulfotransferase activity.
GGGAAACGAGGGCCUGGGGGUCGCGUAAGCCCGACCGCCCGGCCAGAUUGGAGCUGGAGUAAAGGUGGAGACAAAGUCCCGUAGGCAGAGGCGGGACGGGGCUGUGAGGGAGGCGGAUCCGGGGGAGGGGGUCAUUUGGAACCGCGCUCUACGCCCCCCUCCCCCGUCCUCGCCUCCCCCUUUCGCUGAUCUGACUGAAGGAGAAGAGAAAAAGGAGAGGGGCAGGGAAUCCCCGCUUCUUGCAAAGGGGGGCGCCGGUUGGUUGUCGGUGCUGGUGUUUCAGGCAAAGCAAGGCAAGAGGAGCGUAUUUCGGCGCCGCCAACACCUCCAGGAGCAGCCGCCGCCGCCGCCGCCUCCCCAUUGCCGGGAGAUGGUGGCAUAUGAAGCGCGCUGGAAGGACCAUGGUUGAAAGGAACAGCAAGUUCCUGCUGAUCGUGGCGGGCUCGGUGUGCUUCAUGCUUAUCCUGUACCAGUAUGUGGGGCCGGGGCUGAGUCUGGGCUCGCCGAGCGGCCGCUCUUACCAGGAUGAGCUGGACCUCUUCCCCACUCCGGACCCGCACUACGUCAAGAAGUACUACUUCCCCGUGCGGGAGUUGGAGCGCCAGCUGGCCUUCGACAUGAAGGGAGACGACGUGAUCGUCUUCCUGCACAUCCAGAAGACGGGCGGCACCACCUUCGGCCGCCACCUGGUGCAGAACGUGCGCCUCGAGGUGCCCUGCGACUGCCGGCCCGGGCAGAAGAAAUGCACCUGCUACCGGCCCAACCGCCGGGAGACCUGGCUCUUCUCGCGCUUCUCCACGGGCUGGAGCUGCGGGCUGCACGCCGACUGGACCGAGCUCACCAACUGCGUGCCGGGCGUCUUGGACAAGCGAGAGAGCGCCGCGGUCAAACCUCCCAGGAAGUUUUAUUACAUCACUCUGCUGAGGGAUCCUGUGUCCCGUUACCUCAGUGAAUGGAGGCAUGUCCAACGAGGAGCUACCUGGAAAACAUCCUUGCAUAUGUGUGAUGGCCGGACGCCAACCCCUGAAGAGCUGCCAUCAUGCUAUGAAGGCACAGACUGGUCAGGCUGUACUCUUCAGGAGUUCAUGGAUUGCCCAUAUAACUUAGCUAACAAUCGCCAAGUGAGGAUGUUGGCUGAUCUGAGCUUGGUAGGCUGCUAUAAUAUGUCUUUCAUACCAGAAAACAAGCGAGCACAGAUACUGCUGGAAAGUGCCAAGAAAAAUCUCAGAGACAUGGCCUUUUUUGGCUUGACGGAAUUCCAGAGAAAAACACAGUAUUUGUUUGAGAGAACUUUCAAUCUAAAAUUCAUCAGGCCAUUCAUGCAGUAUAAUAGCACAAGAGCAGGUGGAGUGGAGGUGGACAGCAAGACCAUACGGAGGAUUGAAGAACUUAAUGACUUGGACAUGCAGCUGUACGACUAUGCAAAAGACCUCUUCCAACAGCGAUAUCAGUACAAGAGGCAGCUGGAGAGGAUGGAGCAGAGAAUAAAGAAUCGGGAAGAAAGGCUUCUUCACCGAUCGAAUGAAGCACUUCCCAGGGAAGAGACCGAAGAACAAGGACGGUUGCCUACAGAGGACUACAUGAGCCAUAUUAUAGAGAAGUGGUAGCAUUGAAAGAAUUUUAUACGGAGAACAAGAUAUUAAUGUUUCCAUUAUAAAAGAACAUGGAAUUUAAAAAAAACUUAUUUAAAACAGUCUGUAAAACAGAAAGUAGAAUGCUUCUUUAAACAAAGGGUCUUUUUACUGUUUCUUACAAGACCAAUGGGGUUCUUAAUAAAACAAAAUAAAAUAAUAAAAAAGAGUCCUAGUGAGCUCAGAGUUUAAAAUGCACAAGUGUAAUCCCCUAGAUCUGAGGCCAAAUAUCACAUCAUAUUUCAUCUCCUAGAGGCAGAUCUAGACAUCAUAGAUAGCAGCUUUGUAACCACUCUUCUCCUUCGGCAAUGGCAAAUGAGCUUCAAAAGAAUCAAUGUUUUCCUCCCUUGUCUAUGUGAGAUGUUCAGUGGUGAAUGUCAUCGUAAUGGCAGUGAACCUGCCAGACAAUGACUUGAUCCCAGAUUCAGCUGCUUGACUUCAGAUUGAAAUCAUGGCUAAAACAAAGGCAGAAUAUAACCACAGGAAUCAAACUAAAAGGAAAUUAAAAAGUAGAGAAUGAGAAACAUUCAAGCAAACAGAUUACAAGCCUGGACUACAAAUUGGGGACUGAAGUUUGGAUUACAUGGCACUGGUGUUUUGCAUGUAUACACUCACACUCAUACACUCUACAUUAUUCAAACAACUGGUGAAUGUGUGCGUGCAUUUUCUCAGCCUUUGUUAAAGAAACAAACCCCACGUAAAAUCAGUUGUAAGCAAUCUCAUCAAAAGUGGUAAAAAAAAUCUUUUCCUAAAGAAAGACUGGCUGUGUACCACUCAAACAAAUUUAAAAGAAUAUGAUCAACUGAGGCCAACAUAUCCCAUACAAACUCUAAAUUAUCAUUUGGUUGUUCUUCUGCUCAUGCUGGAAAAUAUUCUUUCCUUUCCUUGGAUGUUGAUUUAAUAAGACACAGUUAUUAUUCAAAGUGAUUGUUUGUUAUUUGGCAUUACAUAUUGUCCAUUACUGUAGAGUGAGUGCUCUACAAUACAAAUUAGAUUGUUUUAAGUCCUGGGUCAGAUGCGGCUAACUUAAACAUUUAAUGAAGUACUUUAGCUCCACUGAUCGAUGUCAGGGAGAUUUGGAUGGAACUAAUUUUCACUGGAUCACACCUACUAAUUAUGGGAGUGCUGAUGUUGAAUUUAAGAGACAGCGUUGCAUUAGCACAUGGCAGUGCUUGGCUGAUAUAGUCUGGGGUCAGAACCCAAGGAGGGUCAGGACUUAGGGGUGGGAUAAUAUUAGGAAAUACUAGGGCUUUAAGCUACAUGGGAAUGUUGAAAAAAAUAUCCCAGAAGGCACUUCCAUACCAUUGCCAAAAAUAAUCCUGCAUGGAUGUGUCCAUUAAGUCAUUAGCUUGACUUGAAGGAGACUUGUCUGACUUGCUUUCUUAUUUUUGAGCAAACAGGAGCACUUGUAUGGCUGGAAGUGCUUGACUGUUCUCACUUCAGGCUCUGAUUUUAUCAGCCUUAUACUUACUAAGGAUUAAAAAAAAAAAAAUCUCAAUCCCAUACCAUUUUUUCCCUUUGGAGAGCAUCCAGUUAUCAUUUACUGUCUCUCCAAAAACCGAUGUUUUCUUUAUUUUCUAAACAUAUUUAUGAGUUGGUCUAAGUGAGAGGAAUGAAGCAAAACCAAAUUGUGUGUGUCAUCCUCACUUAUUGUUCCUGUUCUCUAGACUAUGAAUAGCUAAAUCGUAGACAAUAUCUGACUAUGUGGGCAAUCAGCUGAUUCUCAAAGAGUGGGCUCACUCUGCAUCAUAGACGCUAGUAGAUUUGUUCCAUGUGGUUUUCAGCACAAGAAAGUAUGGAAGUUCCUUCUGGUUCUGUAUCUGAAUACUCUGCCCCACAGUCCUCGAUCUGUACCUCAUGUCCUAAGAUUUGGCAUUCAUGCUGAGGAGACAACCUAAUUAAGUGACCCAUUAAAUAUGCCUGCCUUGCUAUUUCUAAGUAUCCUUCACAGGACAGUAAGAAUUAUUUAGAAUGAUAACAGAAGGAAGACCUGAUUGAAACAUAGCCAUACCCAUCUAGUUCAGUGUUUAGCACAAAUAACAAGGGACUACUAAUGAUCUACAUCCGGAAAGAUACGGCAGUUCUUAAAUACAAAUAUCUAGAAGCUCAGUCAGUGCAAAGUUUUUCUGCUGUAUUUGAAAAAGCCCUUAUUCACAGCUCAUCAAAACUAUAAGUGUUUGAAAUUUAAAGAUGGAAAACUCUCACAAUAGUAUUAAUAUAAUUGGGGUGAGGUGGGAGGGCUCUAUAUUUAUAUCCCUAAAUUAGUCUGCUAAUUCUGUGGAAAAUGUUGAAUUUUUGUAACAAAAGAGAAAAAAACCUUUUAAAAUUAUCUUUGCCUGCAAAACAUCUGCAGCUUUUGACAUGCAGAAUCUGGAGCUUUACCCAAAGUGUUUCUACUGUGUUCAUCACUCUGGUUCUAUAAUAUAAAAAUGGGCUGCAACGACUAAUCAAUAUGCAUGGUGUGAACAGUAGAGAGCCUGUUCUAUUAUGCUUUGUACAAUAAAUACAAGUUUCCAGGGCCAAAAUAAGCUUCCUCAUAGUGUGUGGGCAAAGAUAAAAGCAAACUAGUUUUGUUGUGUCUAAAUUUAAUUUCCACAACAACUGGAUAAGAAACCUUAAUGGAUCUGCCUGUGAUAGUAGGCUUUCUCCAACAUUUUCUUUGUUUGAUGCUUUUAUAAGUACAAGCUAAAGAAAUAAAAAGUACUGAAUAUUAUUGUCAGCUUCAGCACCAAAGUGAGUGGGUGUGUGGUCAUUUUGUGCUUAGAUCACAAUAAAAUAGUUUCUUGCAGGAGGGGGAAAUGUCAAUUUCAGGGCCCACCACAAUGCCACAACAAUUCAGAUCUCUUCCCUGAAUGUUGCUAAGUUGUUAAACUGUUACAAAGACAUGUACAGAUAAAUGGUUCAAAAUCAUUUGGACUGAAGCAACUAAGUUGGACAGAAAGAACUGAAACUACAAAAGGCAGAGAAGCUAUGACUGAGUGUAAGAAGUAAAGGAAGCCAGCCCAGGAUUUUUAAAUUAUUAUAAGGACUGAAAAGAAACAGGUAGAUGGAACGUUGCUCUGACGCCAAAUGUGACUGUUCAGAAGAAUUCAUUAAUAUCACAGGAAUACAUUCCAUUGCAAUUUAUAUUGUGUAUUACUUGGUGCGUCACCAGAUGUUUCAAGAGCAGGCGGAUGGUACUGUAAAAGAAAAACCCAUGCCCAGUUUAAAAUCCUUUGUCUAUAGCAGGACACAUUUUUGGUAGCUCCUGUUCUGUCUUUUCAACCUCCAUGUCGUCUCCUGAACUUUCCUUAACUCUGACAGGAGCAGUUUAUCAUGUCAGCAGCGCUGGCGCUGGGGGAGUCUUGAAAACGUUUCCUGUAGCCAUUUCAAAUCCGCAUGCUUCCUUAGUCAGAUGAACCGCUACAGUGGAAAUGUCAUAAACAUUUCCAGAGCACGCAUCCUUCCCCCAGCACUCCCUAGUGUUCUAGGACAGUGGCUUUGGACUUUCAGCAAAGGAGAAUUUUGCAGUGCAAGCCAACAUGUUAACUGCGAUCUGCACUGAAGUUAGUUAAGAAACGGUUUUCCAUGGAAGCCACCUGAAAUGAGGGCUGAAUGCGGAUUUGUGGAAUAGUUCUGAGGCCAUAAGCCAGCUAAGUAUUUUUCACAUAGCACAAUAUAUUAGAUUGCUCGUCAGUUUGUUAUGACCAGAAGAUCCUUUCCAGAAACAAAUAUAAUUAACAAGGCUUCCAAGCUUGGAGUAUACUGGCUGCAGUUUUCCCUAAUGAUAUUUCUUAACAGAGAGUUGAGAGAAGAGUAUGAAUUAACCAGUUUGAAUGAUGAAGGUUCCCUCUGUUGUUUUGGGACUCUGUUGUGGUGUCUACACUUAGUCUUGUGUUCUUAUAGGAAAUUAGCUCCUAGUUGUGACAAUGAAAAGAACCAAUUUCAGAAGCAUAUACCUGCAUGAAUACCAGUUGCUGGGGAAAAAUAGGGGUUGAAAACUAUUGACUUCGAGCCUUAUAUGUUUUCUAGAAUUAUCUAGCUCAAGUGCUGGCUAGGGAAUUCUGGGAAUUGAAGUCCAUACAUCUUAAACUUGCUGAGGUUGAGAAACACUGAGCUAGUUU